GCGGGCGCCGGGACCAUGCUGAGGACCGAGGCCGGCGGGGCCGGGGGGGCCCCCUCGGCCGGGGGCGCGGCGGGGGCCGGGGGGCUGCGCAGCGCGUCCCCGCACCGGAACGCCUACGAGGCCACCAUCCAGGCCCUGGCGCCCACAAAGGAGGCCGACGGCGAGGAUGGCAAGAAGAGCCGCGGGAAGAAGUAUGGCUCCAACGUGCAUCGGAUCAAGAACAUGUUCCUGCAGAUGGGGACGGCGCCCGGCCCCGAGGGCGCCUGCGACCUGGCCAAGGCCAAGGAGAAGCCGGUGCGCCUGUCCUUGCCCCGCGCUGGCAGCCUGGGCGACGGCGUGGACCAAGGCAGCCUCCUCAAGCUGGGCACCAGCGUCUCGGAGCGCGUCAGCCGCUUCGACUCCAAGCCCGACAAACCCUUCUCCAAGCUGCAGGAGACCCGCAAGAUCUUCGAGAGGAGCCCGCAGGAGAAGGCCACCAGCACCAAGCUGCUGCUGCGCAAGGAGCGCGCCGGCUUCCAGGACCGCAAGCUGGACGUGGUGGUGAGGUUCAACGGCAGCACCGAGUCGCUGGAUAAGCUGGACGCCGACGCCGUGUCGCCCACCGUGAGCCAGCUGAGCGCCGUCUUCGAGAAGGCCGACCUGAGGAACAACCUGCACAAGGCGCAGGGCCGGGCGGCCGCGCCGCUGGGCGCCAAGGCGGUGGCCAAGAGGCCCAGGGUGUUCACGCCUGGCACCCGCGGCGAUGGCACCGGCGAUGGGCACGCUGCCCCGGCCCGCGCCCGGCCGCCCGACGAGGAGAAGGCGGCGGGGAAGAGCGGGCGGCCGGCGGAGAAGGAGGCGGUUGCGCCAAGGGUGCAGGAGGUGUGCAAGAUCAAGCCCGUGGAGGUGGAGGAGAGCGGAGAGGGCGAGGAGGAGGAGGAGGCGGCGGCGGGUGAAGCGGUGCCCGCGCCCCAACCGGCCAAAGGGGACGAAGGUCCGGCGGCCGCAGCCCCCCGGCCGGACGGGGGCUCGGGGGCGGCCGCGGGCUCGGAGGGCGUCAAGGGCGAGCGGGCGGAGGAGGGCGAUGGCUCCGAGGAGGCCAAGAAGGAGGAUUUCUCCGAGGCCGACCUGGUGGACAUAAGUGCCUACAGCGGGCUCGGGGAGGACUCGGGGGGCAGCGGGCUGGAGGAGGAGGAGGAGGCCGAAGGGCUGUACGAGCCCGAGUCGGGCUGCGUGGAGAUCCCGGGGCUGUCUGAGGAAGAGGAGCCCGUGCCCAACCGCAAGAUCCAGUUCAGCACGGCCCCCAUCCAGGUGUUCAGCACUUACUCCAACGAGGAUUACGACCGCCGCAAUGAGGACGUGGAUCCCAUGGCGGCCUCGGCCGAGUACGAGCUGGAGAAGAGGGUGGAGAGGCUCGACCUGUUCCCCGUGGAGCUGGAGAAAGACUCGGAAGGGCUGGGGAUCAGCAUCAUCGGGAUGGGCGCGGGGGCCGACAUGGGCCUGGAGAAGUUGGGGAUCUUCGUCAAGACGGUGACAGAAGGGGGGGCAGCGCACCGGGACGGCAGGAUCCAGGUGAACGACCUGAUCGUAGAGGUGGAUGGCACCAGCCUGGUGGGGGUCACGCAGAGCUUCGCCGCCUCCGUGCUCAGGAACACCAAGGGCCGUGUCCGGUUCCUGAUCGGGCGGGAGAAGCCGGGGGAGCAGAGCGAGGUGGCACAGCUGAUCCAGCAGACGCUGGAGCAGGAGCGGUGGCAGCGCGAGAUGAUGGAGCAGCGCUACACCCAGUACACCGAGGACGACGAGGAGGUGAGGGGACAGCGCUGCCCGGCGGGGACACGGGCUGGGCGUGGCACGCUGGGUACCCCCCAGGUGCCAACCCCGCCCCUGUGCCUCCCACAGACCGGGGAGUACGCCACGGAUGAGGAGGAGGAGAUGAGCCCCAUGUUCCCCAGCGGGGAGAUGGCCAUCGAGGUGUUCGAGCUGGCCGAGAACGAGGACACGCUGUCCCCCGUGGAGAUGGACCCCGAGAAGCUGGUGCACAAGUUCAAGGAGCUCCAGAUCAAACACGCCGUGACCGAGGCUGAGAUCCAGCAGCUCAAGAGGAAGCUGCAGUGCCUGGAGCAGGAGAAGGCACGCUGGAGGGCCGAGAAGGCCCAGCUGGAGCAGAGCGUGGAGGAGAACAAGGAGCGCAUGGAGAAGCUGGAGGGUUACUGGAUGGAGGCCCAGAACCUGUGCCAGGCCGUGGACGAGCACCUCAAGGAGACCCAGGCCCAGUACCAGACCCUGGAGCGCAAGUACAGCAAGGCCAAGCGGCUCAUCAAGGAGUACCAGCAGAAGGAGAUCGAGUUCCUGAAGAAGGAGACGGCGCAGCGGCGGGUGCUGGAGGAGUCGGAGCUGGCGCACAAGGAGGAGAUGGAGAAGCUGCAGGAGAAGAUCUCCGAACUGGAGGCCAAGCUGCAGACUUUGAAAAAUUCCAACCCGACCUAAACCACCCUCAAACCGCAGCGAUCCUGGGGGGGGCCCCUCCCCACCCCGGCCCUGCCCCCUCCCCUUCCCAGCCCUUCCCCGGGGGGAGGGGGGGGGGGUGAGACCCCGCCAAGGCCUCCUGGUGCCCCCCACCCCCCUCGGGGGCACGAACGGUGGGGGGGGCUCGGGGGGGACACCCCGCGUUCGUGUCUGUGUCCAGUGUGAGUCUCGUGGUGACGUGAUGGACCCGCGGGGGGGGGCGCGGGCCCCCCCAGGCCUCCCCCUCCCCCUCGACGUGACCCCCCCCCCCGACCCCGGACACAGCACCUGGCUGGACGCUGGGGGGGGGGGACACAGGACAAUGUCCCGCCCCCACCCCAAAUGUGAGCCAUGCUGGGGGGGAACGCUGGGAGCCCCCCCAGACCCAGCUCCUUCUCUUGGGACUCACCGGAGCACGGCCGGGGGGGGCCUCUGCCCCCCGAGCCCCCCCCCCACGGACUCACCCCCAGCCCCACAUCGAGGUGACCCCGGGACCAUCGCCAUGGGGGGGGGGACCCCGAGUGUCCCCCUCGACCCCCUCAGUGCCACCAUCGCCGGGCAGGGGGGGACCCCCGAGCCUUUGCCAACCCCGCAGGGGAUGGGGGGGCACCAGCCCCGCUGCCCCCCCCCGCCAACGCCCCCCACCCCCCAGCCCG
Serinus canaria (Common canary) is the source of this 3140-nucleotide messenger RNA. It is a transcript of the gene PPP1R9B, whose product is annotated as protein phosphatase 1 regulatory subunit 9B. Gene Ontology annotation, biological process: calcium-mediated signaling; neuron projection development; actin filament organization. The coding region runs from base 16 to 2466 and encodes 816 amino acids. The record is from RefSeq and is a predicted model, not a curated record. Gene Ontology annotation, molecular function: actin filament binding. Lineage: Eukaryota; Metazoa; Chordata; Aves; Passeriformes; Fringillidae. The transcript is spliced from 9 exons. Gene Ontology annotation, cellular component: dendrite; postsynaptic density; actin cytoskeleton.